UUGAUUGUGAUCACUGACAGAAGCCUUUACUUCUCCGUAACCUCUAAUGCCCGUGGAAUAAAACAAAAGGAUCUGUCGAAUGGGUGUUUGGCCUGUCGGUGAGGCCUUUCCAGUGAUAAACGAGAACGUUGAAUGGAACAGAGGAGAAAGAAAUAACGAGGUUCACUUUUUUGUCAAAGAUGAGGUCGUUUCCUUCCCGAUUCGGAUCUCUGGGUCAUGCAAGAUUGUCGGGCGAUGUUGCUAAGGUCGAAAAUGUGUGGAAAGGCCACAUUAGAUUCCUCAUCUCUACUUCAGGUGUUGUGUGGGCGAGAUGUAGCAACCGAACUUUCACUUCCCUCCCCCUAAACCUCUGGCUGGCUUGUGUUAGAACCUGGUCACAUUUAUGUUGGCCCGUUUCAAGACAUGAAGGGGGAAAAAUCCGGCGUGUUUCGUGAAUCUGUUGAAAUAUUUUAUAACUUAUCUUUCCUUGUUAAGAAAUUACACUAAGUCGGUUGAAUAUUCCGACUCCGCUGCGGGAAAAAAAAAUUUGAAUUGUGUUACUCCGGGGAAUAUUCGUAUUUUGGUUUAAUUUGGUGUCAAUACAAACCUUGUGAAAUUAACGAUUUGGUGAAAUGCUUUUCAUUCCAGUGUAUUUAAGUUUGGACGUUUUGCGUAGUUCUGCCUCUGUUCAGAAGUUGCUGUGGUGAUAGGAUGAUACUGAUAAACGUCGUGAUAGGGGUGAUACUGAUAAAAUAAGCUUACCACAAGUGAUAAAACAAGAAAAAGAUUGUCGAGUUUAUAACAUGUUACUGUAUUUUGUACAACAGUAGAGUUGUUUGUAGAUCUGCCAACGUUUACUGUUUGUUUUUUCAGAUGAAAGAAAUAUAUAUGAACUGUGAAUUAAUCAAACACUAGAUUUGUGGAUAGAAAUCAGUUGCUGUUCCAAGAUGUAUUUGUUUAAGAGUUACUGAAGUGUGGACGUCAGCACCCAAAGUUUCCUGGCCUCAAUGCAAAAGAAAUCACAAAAACCAUUUUCUCUUCCACAACCUUUGUAUUCUGAUCCUUGUACUUUACUCUAGUAGUAUUCAUAUCAACAUCCUACUUUUUUAGGAUAGGUCUUGUCCCCUAUUGCUUCAGGUUAGGUUAAGCAACCACAUCAACCUACAGUCAAUACUUCCACUGACCCAAUUCUUUAUUUUUUUCAGCUUUGCCUCAAUCCACAUCAUCAUUAUCAUCAUCAUCCUCCUCCUCCUCCAUCCUCCUAAGUAUCAACUUCCCUCCAUGAACCAUGUACCUCAUGGUUCCACUCAAAGCUCCUGCCUCACAUGGUAUCGCCUACCGGCAUAAUGAGGGGGCAAUCCACUCUCAUCGAUCACGGCUAAAUUCCACAAAGAAGCAACAGAACCGCAGUGGCGGUAACCAUCAGCAACCCUCCAACAAAGGCACAUCACAACAGCAACAGUUUUACCUUGAUUCCAGCGACACACCUAACUACUGCCUAGAAGAUAGUUUUGUUCAGAGGGAAAACCCCAUCGAUGAUCCUGGCAAUAAUAACAACAUAGACUUGGUUGACUUAAACCAGCUUAAGAUUGUUACUGACAAUUCAGUUGCUGUUCCCAUCUCGGCUUUUCCAAGUUCUCUAAUCCAGUGGCCUGUUGAUGGUUCUACCAAAACCAAGCGAAUUGCAGAAGUAAAGAAGCAGGUUAAACUCUUAGGAAAUCUCAUCAAGAUGACUGUUGGGGGAAAUCAGCAAGAUGAAGCCCUGUCUGAUGAUAAGACUCCAACCAACCCACCUCCCUUCUCUGCUCAGGUUGACAUGUCCAGGAUACCAGUUCAGAGCCUUGCGCACACAGCUGAUGAAUCAUCCCAGCCCAAGUGGGAAGAUAUCAAGACCCAUUUACAAGCAUCCAGAAUGAAAGAGGCCAAAAGUAUGGUUCGAGAGAGUGAAUGGGGUUUAAGCAGUCCUGUACGUGAAGAACUGUGGAAACAGCUAUGCCUCUACCAUUCCACAGAAAAAGAUUUUGGGGAUUUUUAUUACUGGGACACUGUCAAGCAAAUGUAUGGUACUACAGAAUUGUCAGAAUGUCAGGUGCAGCUUCCUACAUGCAUUGAUACAAAUUUCUUGAUAAGCCAAUCGCUAUCUCCAAGAGGAGUUUCUGCCUGCGAACGUGUUUUGUCAGUUGUGGCGUUUUCAAAUCCUGCAAUUACAUAUGCUCCCUCAUUGUAUGCAUUGUGUGCACUUCUACUUCAUUACAUGGAUGAGGCAGAUGCAUACAAUUGUAUGUGUGCUCUUGUUGGUGGAUCACAGAAUAAAUUCAUCACACAGACCAAAGUUUCUUUUGAAGCUACUUGGCGAGCUGCCAUAACACUGUGCAGGAAACACAUUCGUGGUUUUUCAACUCUUGCUAAAUUUGGAGUGACUCAAGAACAAAUUGAUGAAGCUUUCCAGGGAUGGAUCUGGUGGAUCUUGGCUGCUCUUCCUUUAACACAUGUUGUACGUGUUAUUGACUGUUUCCUGUUAGAAGGGGCAAAAGUUCUUCUCAGAGUUGCAAUGGCUAUCUUUCAAAUGUUUGUAAAGGCUGUUACCAGAGAUUCUACCAUGGCUGCCUCUCUUCCAACAAGAGGUCUAAAAGAUGCCAUCAUGCGGUAUUGCCAAAGCAUACAGGUCCCUCCCCAAAAACUUUUAAAAACAGCAUUUGGCAUAAGAGGAUUCAGAAGGACUGAAAUCAAUAGAGUAAUUUUACAAACGGAAAUGUAUCUCAAGAGUCAGCGCUGCAUGGUCACUUCAGGUAGUUCGUGCAAUAUAACAGAGGCUCCUGGAUUAACACGAGCAAUGUCAUUGGAGGGUUUACCAACUUCUGAGGCCCAAGCUGACAUCAAGAUGAUGUCACAUACUCUUACAAUCAAAGAGUCGGCAACAGGAAAUUCUCCAACUGGAUCUCGCUCACCUGCCCCUCGUGCCCGUUCAAUGGGCCAAUACCCCAUCCAAAACGUCAAAUCAAUGAUUGUCAGCAAAGAUGAGUUGCUGACAUUGUGGUCAUGGUUACCUACAAGAAUGACACUGCAUCAGCCAACUCUGAUUUACACAACAGAAGAACAUGGAUGCUCCCUAACAACGUUCUUCCAGCGUGUAGAAAAGCACGAACCAACUCUCAUGUGUAUCCGCACUACUAAUGACCAUGUCUUCGGUGCCUACUGCUCAACUGCUUGGGCUCAGCGGAACAUAACUGACGAGUAUGGGAAUCGACAGACAUAUUUUGGGACUGGAGAAUCAUUUCUAUUCAGUCUACGCCCAACUGUUGCAAAGUAUCAGUGGGUUGGUAUAACCCAACAACAGGAGGAGGCUGGAAUUUCAAACUUAAAACAUUCAGCUGAGCUUUUCAUGCAUGGAGACAGUAAUAUGAUUACCAUUGGGGGAGGGAAUGGGAAUGGCAUCAUGUUAGAUCAGGAACUUCGCUUUGGGAAGACUGAAAAUUGUGAAACUUUUAAUAAUCCCCCACUUACACCUGAUGCAGACUUUGAGGUGAAAGUUAUUGAAGUUUACAGUUUAACAAGAGAAAUGUAAUUCUUUUUAUUUUUUAUAACUACCCAAAAUAAUAUUUCCUGUUUUAUCUUACAUUUGUGAUUUAAGUGCUGAGAACUUGACAUAUUUUUAGAAGAAAAGAUUUUUUUAACUUGCAGAGUAAUUGAUAUCCAAGUAUGGUAAUAUUUAUGCUGUAGAUUUUAGAUAUUUUAUUAUAGUUUUGUAAUAUACAGUAUUAGUAAAGCAUGGCACAGAACAACCGAGAAACUGUGCUUAUAAUACUCACCUAACCAUAUCAAGUAAAGUUACCAAGUAAGUUAUUUCCAAAGCAUUUUUUUUUACUUAAGAUACUCAUAUAAAUUAUAUGCCUAACAAGAGAUAGGGUAUAGUGAAUGUCUUGUAGCACAGACAUUACAUUGUAAAUCUACUUUGUAAGUCUUAUUGAGACUCCAGACCUAGUCAGUGAUAUUUAUUAUUAUUGUUGCCUCACAUCUUAAUGAGUAUGAUAAUUACAUAUUCUCUAGUUAUCAGUGGUGAGCAAUUUAUUUUAGGUUGUGUGAUUGUCCAAGUGAAUAUUAUUUGUGUGUAUUAAAUUUGAGAAUCUUUGCAAUAAUUAGAGGAAUGUAGUUUUGGAGUAAUGUACUCUAAAUCAAAGCAGCUUACUUGAGCUCUGUGUUAUAAAUUAGAGUUUAAUAUGCAAGUACUUUGUAGUAGCUGCACAUACGUAGGUGUUGCCUUAUAGACAUUAGGUUAAAUGUGGGUCCAAAUCCACAAGUCCACUGGUGUAUAUUGAAGGUCAGAGCCCAAGUUAACUUUUAAUUCGAGAUUAUAUACAUCCUCCUCACAGUGCAAGAGUAAGAAACUUUUAAGAUUUGUUUGCUAGGUACUGGUUUUCUGGACAGUGAAAUUCCAGAGGAUAGCCUUUCUUUGUUGCAGUUUUGUUAGCAGUGCUAUCUGUUGUUGUCUUAUGUUACAUAGUCAACCAGUGGACCAUGUGUGCACAUAUUUAAUACAGUAAUUGAUUAGCAUGUCAAACAUUGGUGAGGUUGUGCUAAAAAAAAAUCUUUGGAUGUGAAAUAUGGGAAUUAAAAAGUUUAUAAAAAACUAAAUGGCAGCAUGUCAUAAGAUACAGUAGCUGUGUAGCAAAAUCAUUCAUUGAAGGUGUGUAGGUGAUGGUAAUGUGAAAUUUAUGAAUGAUUUAAUCUUUCUUGUAUUGGCUACAGAUAUUUUACAGCUUCUUUUGAUAACCGACUUGUAUAGAAGUAGCUGUACAAAUAAAAAAUGCCAUAUUAAUUAAAGUUAGUGUGUUCAGAACCAGAACAUGUUCUGAUUGGAUGCAUUACUGGAUGGUUCUUAAUGAAUUUAUUUCUUCUGCACUUUAACAAACCAAUUGCAGGCUUUUUUACUAACUAAUAAAAGGUAAUUUAGUUUUUUAUGGUAUUCCAUUUCUCAUCUGAAGUGAUUGCUCAUUUAGGAGAAUUAAAAGAAAUAAACCAGUCAGUAAAACGUCUUGUCAGAAUUCAUCCUAAUUGAGUUUAGGAAGGAGCUAGUCUAAAUUAGGUGUAGAAUCUCAAACAGGAUCCUCCAGUGUGAUGUAUUUCAGUGUCUUAAAAAACCAAUUUACAAUAUAAAGUGUUGUAAAGUUAGUUUUUGCUGUAGCUCUUACUGUCUUAUUAAAAUUUGGUUAGAUUUCUGGAAUUAUGCAUGCCAAGCUCAUAUUAAAUUUUCUUGUACAUGUGGUGUCAUUUGAGAAGGUCAUUGUAAAGUUGACAAAGGUUUUCUUCCAUAAUACUUUUUUAAGAUUCAGAUAUCUCACUUGCACCUUUCGAAGUAUGUGACAAUCCAGUCAUGUAGUUGGUUUUAUCACAUUGAACAGAAAUUACAGAGAGGAUUCUUUUAAUUUAUUGUGUACGUAUUUACUGAUAUGUACCAAGAACCAUGUAACAUGAAUUAUUUUAUGUUUGAAGUCACAGAAUAUCAAAUGCUUAGUUCCUUUGGAAAACUUUUUUUGAAGGUAGAGAAGAGAAACACUUUUGUAUAUAUUAUUUAAGGCCAGUAUCAUUUGUUACUGUACAUAGUUUGUCUAUUUGUAAGUGGUAAAAUUGUUAUUGUUUUACUAUUUUAUUGUGUUGUAGAAAUAAACUUUUUGAUGUAAAGAAA
Messenger RNA from Macrobrachium nipponense, 5662 nucleotides. It is a transcript of the gene sky, whose product is annotated as GTPase-activating protein skywalker-like. Bases 1268 to 3544 code for a protein of 758 amino acids. Gene Ontology annotation, biological process: response to oxidative stress. The transcript has 15 exons. Gene Ontology annotation, cellular component: nucleus. Lineage: Eukaryota; Metazoa; Arthropoda; Malacostraca; Decapoda; Palaemonidae. The record is from RefSeq and is a predicted model, not a curated record.